AUUGGAGUAUCAACAUCCGGUUGAAAGAUUUUGGUUUUGAAAUCUGCCACACAUCGGUAGCAGUAACAAGCUAGUUAUUCACAACAUUACUCUUACUACUAUUUUCUGCAUCGUAUAUUUUAAAUGGAUCACUUCGAGGAGGAUUUAGUCGCCGCAUUAAGAGAAAUUGUCAAAGACGGAAACUGGCAAUGUGUAGGAAAGAAGUGUGAUUUUGACUCACCAUGCACAAAGCUGUACUCUGAGGAUGGUGAACACAUUGUCCUGGUUCACACAGAAGAUGACAGAUUCUGGGCUAUGGAUUCAUCCUGUCCCCAUGAAGGAGGCCCUCUUGACCUCGGUGACAUCGAGGACCUGGGAGAUGGGAAGAGGGUACUGGUCUGUCCCUGGCAUCACUUUGACUUCUGCCUGGAGACCGGUGCCUCUUCCAUGGGACUACAGAACCAGGUGUAUGAGGUCAGAGUUGUCCAAGACAUGAUUUAUAUCAACACACAGAAUGAGCUGUGUCUAAGUCCCAUGUCAGAGACAGACACAACAUCUAAUGGCACAUUGUCAGCAGAUGAUGUCGAGCCAUCACCCUCUGAGGACACGCUGUGCUUCUGGGCUACAAAGAUCCUGUGCACACCGGACCCCAAAGAGAAGGUAGCCAUGACGCUGCAGGUCCAGGCGAGAUGGAACAGUGGGGAGAUAACAGAGGUGGGUCAGGCUACUCCACCUGUCCAGCCCAGCAGGAAGGAGAACCUGACCGUGCUGCAGCCGGGCAAAAUCAAGCGUGGCAAAGGUGGCACACAGGCUAGCAGGAUAGCCCUCCUCCACUCCCUGGCUAACAUAGAGCAGUGGGCUAUAGACCUGUCCUGGGACAUCAUUGCUCGCUUCUCAGCGGUCAGACUGGACACUGGAGAGCCGCUUCCCCGCCAGUUCUUCAGCGACUUUGUCAAAGUGGCUGGAGACGAGGCCAAGCAUUAUCACUUACUAGAGACGAGGAUCACAGAACUCGACAGCUUCUUUGGCGCGUUACCUGUUCAUAAUGGACUGUGGCAGUCAGCAACGGAUACGUCCCACGACCUGCUGGCGAGGCUAGCCAUUGUGCAUAUGGUACAUGAAGCCAGAGGCCUGGAUGUGCAUCCCCAGACCUUGUCCCGCUUCGCUGCCCAGGGGGACUGCAGCUCUGUGGAGGUGCUGGAGGUUAUCUACCAGGAUGAGAUCACUCACGUGGCCGCCGGGCUCCGCUGGUUCACCUACAUCUGUUCACAGGAAGAACGGGAUUGCUUAUCUACUUUCCAUGACUUGGUGAAGCAGCACUUUAAAGGUUACCUGAAGCCUCCUUUUAACACAGAGGGUAGGAAGACAGCAGGGAUGACACAGGAGUGGUACGUGCCUCUUGUAAAGCCUCCCAGUUGACAGACAACGUCCCCCGAGACCAGCAUGCUGUGACAAACACAAUUGCCGCGUCCCAGCGGGUGGGUGAAGCAGUUGCACACCAAAUCUCAUAACACCUGGAUAAAGGUCAAACUGUUACUAUUAUAAAGGUUUAAACUUUAACCUGUCAGUGGCCGUAUCAAUGUGGUAUUGCAAUCUAAUAUCUGACCCCAAUGUAGAUGACGUGGCAUUCGAUCGUUGGUUAAUUUGUGCAGCGCGACUGCAAUGUAGUCGGACUGGAACGGCACCAUUUACUCCUCUGGGAAGAAUACAUCUCUAAAACAGACCCCACCAUCUCUACAUUACUACAACUGUGAUAUAAAUAUUACAAAGUCCAAUGCAUUAUAUGGUAAUGAGGGAAUGGAUGGUUAAGAAUGAUGUCAUAGAGCAAAUGACAAAGGCAACAGAACCUUGUGAAUAUCUCAGAGUACACUUUUGUAAAUGUUUAUUUAUGCAAAUACAACUCUGUUAUUUUGGUG
This is a messenger RNA of Coregonus clupeaformis (lake whitefish), 1895 nucleotides long. RefSeq lists its product as uncharacterized. The coding region runs from base 124 to 1398 and encodes 424 amino acids. Lineage: Eukaryota; Metazoa; Chordata; Actinopteri; Salmoniformes; Salmonidae. The record is from RefSeq and is a predicted model, not a curated record. Gene Ontology annotation, molecular function: 2 iron, 2 sulfur cluster binding. The transcript has 12 exons.